AUGGAGGCCAGAGUGGUGCACGCAUUGCAGAACAGGCAAGUGUUACUUCUUUGUGUAUUUCUGGGAGUGUCUUGGGCUGGUGCAGAAACACUUCGGUAUUUUGUGGCAGAGGAAACGGAGAGAGGGACCUUUCUGGCCAACCUAGCAAUUGAUCUGGGGUUAGGGACGGGGGAACUGUCAGCGCGGGGAUGUAGAAUUGUUUCAGAUAAGACCACAGGAUUUUUACUCCUCAAUCCGCUUACUGGUGAUUUACUUCUAAAUGAGAAAUUAGACCGAGAGGAACUGUGUGGCCCCACAGAGCCAUGUGUGUUGCCUUUCCAGUUGUUACUUGAAAAGCCUUUUCAGAUUUUCCAUGCUGAACUAUGGGUCAGAGACAUCAACGAUCAUUCUCCAGUAUUUCUAGAUAGAGAGAUUACCUUGAACAUAUUAGAAAGUACCACUCCAGGGGCAACAUUUCUCCUAGAAAGUGCACAGGAUUCAGAUGUUGGAAUCAACAACCUGAGAAACUACACUGUCAGCUCCAAUGUUUAUUUCCAUAUUAAUGUCCAUGAUAAUGGGGAAGGGAAUGUUUAUUCCGAAUUGGUACUGGAUAAAGUGCUGGAUCGUGAAGAGGUUCCUGAGCUGCGUUUAACCCUCACCGCCUUGGAUGGCGGCUCUCCGCCCAGAUCCGGAACCACCGUCAUACACAUCCUGGUUUUGGACAUAAAUGACAACGUCCCUGAAUUCGUAGAGUCGCUUUACAAAGUCCAGGUGCCUGAGAACAGCCCUGUUGGUUCCCUGGUUGUCACUGUGUCAGCUAGAGAUUUAGAUACCGGAAGUAAUGGAGAAAUCGUCUAUGCAUUUUUUUACGCCACUGAAAGAAUUCUCAAAACGUUUCGAAUCAAUUCAACAUCUGGCAAUCUUCAUCUUAAAGCCGAAUUGAACUACGAGGCAAUACAAACUUAUACAUUAACUAUUCAGGCCAAAGAUGGUGGAGGGCUUUCUGGAAAAUGUACUGUGGUGGUCCAUGUAACAGAUAUAAACGAUAAUCCACCAGAACUGCUCAUGUCAUCACUUACUAGCCCAAUUGCAGAAAACUCACCAGAGACAGUAGUCGCUGUUUUUAGGAUUAGAGACAGAGAUUCAGGGAACAAUGCAAAGAUGGUGUGCUCAAUCCAAGACCAUCUCCCCUUCGUCCUGAAGCCAUCAGUAGAGAAUUUCUACACCUUGGUAACAGAGACACCCCUAGACAGAGAGAGCCAGGCCGAAUACAACAUCACCAUCACCGUCACCGACCUGGGAACCCCCAGGCUGAUUACUGGUCUAAAUCUGUCUAAAGUGGUGGAAGACAUAAAUGACCAUUCUCCUGUGUUCACUGAAAGAGAAAUGAUUCUAAAAAUACCGGAAAACAGUCCUUUAGGAAUUACAUUCCCUCUGAGUAAUGCUCUGGACUUGGAUGUAGGAAGCAACAGUGUUCAAAACUAUAAAAUCAGCCCCAACUCCCAUUUUGAGGUUCUAACCCGCAAACUCAGUGAUGGCAGAAUGUACCCUGAGCUGGUGUUGAAAGAAGAGCUGGACAGGGAGGAAGAACCUGAAAUCUUAUUAACCUUGACAGCGCUGGAUGGAGGCUCUCCACAUCGGUAUGGGACAGCGCAGGUGCGCGUUGAAGUGGUGGACAGCAACGAUAACGCCCCUGAGUUUGGGCAGCCCAUCUACAAGGUGCAUAUUCCUGAGAACAGUCCCGUAGGCUCCCUGGUUGUCACUGUUUCUGCCAGUGAUUUAGACAGCGGAGUCUAUGGAAUAAUAUCCUACACACUCUUCCAGCCUUCAGAAGAUAUUAGCAAAACUUUGGAAGUAAAUCCUGUAACAGGAGAAAUUCGACUGAAAAAACAAGUAGAUUUUGAAACAGUUGUAUCUUAUGAAGUAGACAUCAAGGCCACUGAUGGGGGCGGCCUUUCAGGAAAAUGCACUCUUCUCCUCCAGGUGGUGGAUGUGAAUGAUAAUCCUCCAGAAGUGACCCUGUCUGCACUUACGAGCCCCAUCCCAGAGAAUUCACCUGAGAUUGUAGUUGCUGUUUUCAGUGUUUCAGAUCCUGACUCUGGGGACAAUGGGAAGACCAUUACCUCCAUCCAGGAUGACCUUCCUUUUCUUCUAAAACCUUCAGUCAAGAAUUUUUACACCUUGGUGGACGUCAGCGGCGAUGGGACCCUGUCCCACAGCUACCAGUAUGAGGUGUGUCUGAGGGGAGGGUCUGGGACCGGCGAGUUCAAGUUCGUCAAACCCAUUAUCCCCAAUAUCCAGGCACAGAGCUCUGGGAGGAAUAGUGAAGAAAAUCCCACCUUUCGAAAUAGCUUUGGAUUUAAUUUUCAGUAA
This is a messenger RNA of Enhydra lutris kenyoni (northern sea otter), 2352 nucleotides long. RefSeq names its product protocadherin beta-7-like. Gene Ontology annotation, biological process: homophilic cell-cell adhesion. Bases 1 to 2352 code for a protein of 783 amino acids. Gene Ontology annotation, cellular component: plasma membrane. The transcript has 4 exons. Lineage: Eukaryota; Metazoa; Chordata; Mammalia; Carnivora; Mustelidae. The record is from RefSeq and is a predicted model, not a curated record. Gene Ontology annotation, molecular function: calcium ion binding.